AUGGGAAAGCUGAUCUCCAAAGGCCCACGCAAAAGAGAUGCUCGAGUUGUCAUGCUGGGGCUCGACUUUGCUGGCAAAUCCACCCUUCUGUACAAACUGAAGAGGGGCCGGGCUGUGGAGACCUGCCCGACGGUGGGCUUCAACGUGGAGUCUCUGCAAACACCCUGUCGCGUAUCCUUCACCCUCUGGGACGUUGGUGGACAAGGCAGCCUGCGGGCAAGCUGGCCUGCCUACCUGGAGGACACCAGCACUCUCAUCUUUGUGCUUGACAGCACAGACACAGCCCGGCUGCCCGAAGCGACCGCAGCACUGGAGGAAGCCCUGAGCCAUCCCAGCAUGGCUGGCGUCCCCGUCCUCCUUCUGGCCAACAAGCAGGAGGUGGCAGGAGCACUGACUCCGUCCGAGCUGGGGGAGAGGCUGCAGAAGCUGGCGAGACACCGCUGGGUGCUUCGAGGGUGCAGUGCCCACACUGGCCAGGGCCUGCAGGAAGCCCUGGCCAUCCUGGGAGAGCUGCUGCGAGGUCUGGAGCAGAGCUCCCCAUCCCAAGAGCAGCCCCUCGCAGGACUGGUGGGGAGGAGGCAAGGUCCAGAGCAAACCUGA
Tauraco erythrolophus (red-crested turaco) is the source of this 600-nucleotide messenger RNA. It is a transcript of the gene ARL11, whose product is annotated as ARF like GTPase 11. NCBI's taxonomy places the organism in Eukaryota, Metazoa, Chordata, Aves, Musophagiformes, Musophagidae. Gene Ontology annotation, molecular function: GTPase activity; GTP binding. The record is from RefSeq and is a predicted model, not a curated record.